This is a messenger RNA of Schizophyllum commune H4-8, 1270 nucleotides long. Its product is annotated as vacuole protein. The transcript has 3 exons. NCBI's taxonomy places the organism in Eukaryota, Fungi, Basidiomycota, Agaricomycetes, Agaricales, Schizophyllaceae. Gene Ontology annotation, biological process: Golgi calcium ion transport; manganese ion transmembrane transport; Golgi calcium ion homeostasis. The coding region runs from base 333 to 1166 and encodes 277 amino acids. Gene Ontology annotation, molecular function: calcium ion transmembrane transporter activity; manganese ion transmembrane transporter activity. Gene Ontology annotation, cellular component: Golgi apparatus; fungal-type vacuole membrane. The record is from RefSeq and is a predicted model, not a curated record.
GUUCGAAGCCGCCACCUUCAACGACCCAAGACCAUCUUCCCUUCCCUGUGUCGGGUUUCCCUGCACACGAGAGAGAUCAUCCACAGCUCGGGAUCCGAACCCUCGACUUUGUACCAAUCCGGAAGUCUUGAAACCCAGAGCACCGGAAUCGAGCGUGGUCCCCGCGCCGCAGCAAAUUCAUCCGCGUUCACAUCAAAAGUUCACUGCAUGUCUUCAUAGCCCGCCAUCGUUCUCAGCACCUCCCACUCAUUCUCCCCUCUUCUCUCACCUCGCGACGUGUCGAACGUCGCAAGAAGUAGCACGUCGAGCUCCGUAGACCAGGAUCCGCAACCAUGGACACGUACGAACGCCUCCAGGCCCACGACCCCGACGAGGGCAACCCCAAAGCCCUCUUCCAGUCCUUCAUGAUGAUCAUCUUCUCAGAGAUCGGCGACAAGACGUUCCUCAUCGCUGCCAUCCUCGCCAUGCGACACCCGCGAAUGACGGUCUUCCUGGGCGCCUUCGGCUCGCUCUUCGUCAUGUCCCUCCUCUCCGCGGCGCUCGGGCAUAUCCUCCCCACCCUCCUCCCGAAGCACUACACCCAGUUCGCCGCCGCAAUCCUCUUCUUCGUCUUCGGCGCGAAGAUGCUCAUGGAGGCGAAGAACAUGAAGGGCGGCAACGACAAGAUCCGCGAGGAGAUGCGCGAGGCGGAGGAGGAGAUUGAGGAGGACACGGCCGAGUACGACGGCACGGGCGCGAAGGACCCGCGCGGGCAUGUCAUCCCGCUCGAGGAGAUGGAGGCCGGGCACGCAGCGGAGUCGCCAGCAACCCCCACGCACGCGCGCUCGAAGGCGAAGACGAGCGUCGCUGAGGGCCUGCGCAACUUCUUCUCCCUCUUCUGUGGCCCUGUCUUCGUGCAGGCCUUCAUCCUCACCUUCCUCGGCGAGUGGGGCGACCGCAGCCAGAUCGCCACCGUGGCGCUCGGCGCAGCACAUAACGUGUAUGUAGUAACCGCAGGCACCGUACUGGGCCACAGCUGCUGCACGGCCCUCGCGGUCAUCGGAGGGCGCUGGAUCUCGACCAAAAUCUCCGUCAAGCACAUCACGCUUGGCGGUGCGGUGCUCUUCCUUCUCUUCGGGAUUGUAUACUUGCAUGAGGCAUUCGAGAUGUUGCAUGGGGCCUUGUGAUAGCAUGGUCGUGCUUGCUUUGACAUAUACCAUCCGGAGGCGCACCACGGGCGUCCUGCAGCCAUACAUGUAUCAUUAUAAUGCGGCAUAGAUGCAAUGGAUCU